Molecule: messenger RNA, 919 nt
Organism: Sorex araneus (European shrew)
Lineage: Eukaryota; Metazoa; Chordata; Mammalia; Eulipotyphla; Soricidae
Gene: CELA1
Product: chymotrypsin like elastase 1
Exons: 8
Coding region: 1-801 (266 amino acids)
Biological process (GO): proteolysis
Molecular function (GO): serine-type endopeptidase activity
Source: RefSeq, a predicted model, not a curated record
AUGCUGCGUUUCCUGGUGUUCGCUACCCUGGUCCUUUAUGGACACGGCGCAGAGGAUGUUCCCGAAACCAACACCCGAGUGGUUGGCGGGACCGAGGCUCGGAGGAACUCCUGGCCCUCUCAGAUUUCCCUGCAGUACCAGUCCGGAGGUAACUGGUACCACACCUGUGGAGGAACCCUCAUCAGACAGAACUGGGUGAUGACAGCUGCUCACUGCGUGGACACCAAAAUGACCUUCCGUGUGGUGGUGGGAGACCACAACCUGAGCCAGAACGACGGCACCGAGCAGUACGUGAGCGUGCAGAAGAUUGUGGUGCACCCCUACUGGAACACCAACAACGUGGCUGCCGGUUAUGACAUCGCCCUGCUGCGCCUGGCCAAGAGUGUUAGCCUCAACAGCAACGUCCAGCUGGGAGUCCUGCCCAAGGAGGGAACCAUCCUGCCCAACAACAGCCCCUGCUACAUCACAGGCUGGGGCAGGACCAGAACCAACGGCCAGCUGGCACAGACCCUGCAGCAGGCAUACCUGCCCUCCGUGGACUAUGCCACCUGCUCUAGCUCUUCCUACUGGGGCUCCACCGUGAAGAACACCAUGGUGUGCGCUGGUGGGGACGGAGUUCGCUCCGGAUGCCAGGGUGACUCUGGCGGCCCUCUCCACUGCCUGGUGAAUGGACAGUACACUGUCCAUGGCGUGACCAGCUUUGUGUCCAGCAUGGGCUGCAACGUCUCCAGGAAGCCCACUGUCUUCACCCGUGUCUCUGCUUACAUCACUUGGAUGAACAAUGUCAUCGCCUACAACUGAACAUUUUCCUGAGAACAGCAGUGGUCUUCCCAGGAGGAUUUCAGACCCGCAGCAGGAUUUGGAACCAUCAAGGAAAAACCAUUUCUAAGAGGCCACUGUGGCAGACACAGAAAAUAAA